Messenger RNA from Pecten maximus, 5370 nucleotides. Its product is annotated as centrosomal protein of 63 kDa-like. The record is from RefSeq and is a predicted model, not a curated record. Lineage: Eukaryota; Metazoa; Mollusca; Bivalvia; Pectinida; Pectinidae. The coding region runs from base 89 to 2722 and encodes 877 amino acids. Gene Ontology annotation, biological process: centriole replication; de novo centriole assembly involved in multi-ciliated epithelial cell differentiation. Gene Ontology annotation, cellular component: centriole. The transcript is spliced from 17 exons.
AAACAUGUUUUUUAAUAAACAAAGAUAAAGUUUCAAAACUGUUUACCAUCCUUUCCCUGACUGACACGGUGUUAAAGUAACACACAAAAUGACCCUCUUUAGAAGCGAAGCCUACAGAGAGUUUUUUAAGACUCUCCUUUAUGAUACCAAUGUGGACAAUCGUCAAGAAAUAAUCAUGGAAAAAAUUUCCAGCAUGUGGACAGAACUUCAGAAUCAAAACAAGUUACCGAAGGGUGUGUUGACGACGUCGUGUGAGUCGGAGCUGAAGGAGCUGAUUUCGCACAUUGACGGGAUGAUGGAGUCACAGAAGAGUGACUGGGAACAUGACCUGAAGGACUUGGAGACAAAGUUACUACAGAAGGAACACGAGAUCCUGGUACAGCGGUCCACACUGGAACAGAAACAUACAGAGAUUGGGCGUCUCAAACAGCAAGUUAAAGACCUUGAAGAUUGUCAGAGGGCUGGAAUCUCUGAGUAUGAUACCCAUCUCACUGCCCUGAAGGAAGAGGUACGUAAGGUGAAACAUGAUUAUGAAAAGUUAAAUAAACGGCACCACAAGCAGAUAAAAGAAUCACGACGGGACAUUGAACAGACAGAGAUUCAACUUCAGGAUAACACGAUGGAGCUUAAACAUACCAAGGACAAAAUGGAGGAAUAUGUCCAGAAGGCAAAAGAUUGGGAGUUACAACGACGAACGUUUCAAAAACAGAUUGAAACUUUAGAACAUCAGAGGAGAGCAUUGACAGAGAAGUGUGAAUUUGUACAGGGUCAGUCACAGACUUACCAGAGUCAAGUGGAAAAGAGGAGACAACUCCUAGAUAAUACCGAGGUCAGCUUCAAAACACAGAUUAGUCAACUGGAGGGUCAGCUAGAGAGAACAAACCAGACUCUCAUCUCACAGGAGGGGAAGGUAGAGAAACUGAAGGGUGCAUUGGAGGAUGCUAUGAAUGCUCAUAAGAAAGCCAUGGACGACAAUGAGCGUCUUCUUGCCGACCUGAAAAAGUCUAACAACACUGUGAGGAAGUUGGAAGAGGAAAAGAGCCAGAUUGAGGCUGAUAUGCACAGUAAGGAAGACUUCCUGCGGGCAGCCAACCAAGACAGUAGUGGAUAUCGGGAAGAUCUCCUCAGAAUGGAGGCUACCUUAGCCGAAAAGGAUAACAUCAUAAGGUCGCUUGGAGACAUUAGGAACCAGGAGGAGGGGGAACAGAUACGACUUCUCCGAGAAGCCAUGCAUACUGCCAAAGAGGAGACAAGGAAGCACAGAAGGAGUGAGAAACAGCUGAAGGAGGAGGUGACUAAGCUCCAGUCACAUCUCAAGAAGGCUGUAGAGGACUGCGAGAGGCUUGCUGAUGACCUCGAGAAAAAGAAAGCUGCAUUAGAAAGACUUGAGUGUGAUGAAUAUGCUAAGUUCCGGUCCCAAAUUUCCCAACUGCAAGAACAGCUUCAACAAGAGGAGGAAUCACACAGAGCUGAAGUCGAGGGCAUGAACCAACAAGUUGCCAACCUUGCCUCAGAGCUUCAUGCCAAGGAUGUUGCUAUGGCAACCCUGAGUCACAAGGCCAGCGGCAUGGAGAAGCAACUUCGGGAGGAUAUGGAAGUCACACAGAAGAAAACAGCAGAACUGCAGGUGGCCAAUGCCCAGAUAGAGGCUAUACGGCUAGAGAAUCGCCACCUUCGUCAGACGAUCCUACAGCAGGCCCACACCAAUGCUGACAAGACAGUAUCAGAGGAACACAUGCGUGCUGUACAGAAUUCAUAUAGUACCAGUGUGUCUCGGCUAGAGCAUGAGAACCAGCAGUUAAGAGAAGACAUGGAUUGUUUGAAGGAAGAAAUGAAUGAGUUGGAAGAAAGGUAUGAGGAACAGGUACGACUUGCUCUACAGAAUGUAGAUACAUCUGCUCAGGAUGAAAGGAUAAAGCGGUUUGAGGAGAACUCAAAUCGACGAGUUGAAGAUCUCCAACAACAACUCAACUCCAAUACACAACAGUACAAGGAGGAGAUCCGUAUACUCAAGAUCGGCAAGGCUCAACUAGAGGCACAGCUUGAACUAGAGAAACGUUUACGAAACACAAAUGCAGAACGUCCUUCACCAUCACGGUUUUCUGAUUUCGACAACACAGAUAGGAGAUCUCGAUAUUCAGAUCCGAGUGAAAGACAUUCACGGUACUCCAGUGUGGACUCUCCUGUCCGGUUCUCUGAUAGGUCACGAUACUCGGACAAAUCACCACAGUUCCUGGACACUAAUCAUCAGUCACAAAACUCAUUCAGAAAUAACGAUAGUCCGUCAGAAUUCAGAGAACCUGACCGCCAUUCCAGAAACGAUAACAGACUUUCUAGUUUGUCAGACCCAGGGAGGCGGACUAUGGGCAGUGAACAUCAGAAACAAGAGAAUCCACAUUUGAGAACAAGGCCGCCUAUAGAAGGUAGUAAUGACACACAUCACAGCAACCCCGGGCUUGACGACCUCGAUCCAGAAUUAAGAGUCAAUGGUACUGCCAAUGCCAGCUUUGAAACAGUCCUGAGCAGUCGAGCAAUGUCAAUAUCAGACAGUUUACAAGAUGUUAGUAUGGAGGUUCCAAGUCCGAGGAAUUCUGUGUCACAGAAGUUUCUAGAAGCUGAGAAUAAGCGUGCUAAAGAACUUGAAUUUUUGAUAGACUCGCAUAUAGAAGAUCUGAAGCAUGGUACGGACAAGAUUGUUAAAAAAUAUAACAGGCGGCGGUAGUUGUUGGCCAACCAUAGCCAUUGUCAAAUGGUAGUGUUACAAUAUACCAUGGAGUCCCUGCUAAUGGACGUCGUGAAAAAGGAAGUGCUGAGUUUAUACUGUGAUCACCUUAUUGUUUUAAAAGCAUGUACAUUUCACAUUGUGGAAUUUUUUUAUCAGGAACUUAAACAAAAAAUUUUCUGAUAAAAAAGUUAAUCAACAAAUUUGAUAUUUGUUGAAAAGUUAGAAAUUAUUUGUGCUUUCUUAAGAUAUUCAGUCUUAAUAUUUAUUUAUAGUUAAUAUUAAAAUGGUUAUUAUAUUUUUGUUUGUAUUCAUGAAAACAUUUAGUUUCCGUCCAACUUCAACAAUGCAGAAUGACAGUGCAUGCCUUAAGUCUGAAUGAGAUUAUGGUAAGGAAGUACAAUAAACCAUUUGAAAUUUUUGGUUGUUGAAAUAGGCAGCAAAUAAAAUAAAUUGUUCAGUCAUCGACAAGCCUUUAAUGUUGUACUUACUAUUUAUUUCACUGUCGGGCCAACUGUUGAAAUAUGUCAGUAUUAAAUUAAUAGACAAUGAAUGUGUUUUAUUUGAUCAGUAUAAAGAAUAUGAUGCAAAUCAUAUUCAAAUUAAUUAUCAGCUUAUCAUUUUAAGUGAUUAAGCAAAUACAUGUACCUGCAAAAAAAAAAUGCAGAAAAUAUGUCAUUCAAUAAUACAUAAUGAAAUUUGAUACCAUCUAUCUCACUUAUGUAGCGUCAAAUAUCUGUGAUAAUUUGCAACAGGAUCAACUUGUCUCCUUUCAGGAUAUUUGUACAUAAAUGUUUUGUUCACUAUUGUAUUUGUGAGUUCCGUUACACAAUGUAUUGUAUGUAUACCCCUAUGAGGUGAGUGUUAUUUUGAACCUCUCCAUCCAAUAGUAAUCUAUCUAGCGGAUGUCAUUGUGCAGGGGAGGUAACUCUUGUUGUUGGCAUAAACAAGUCACUGCCUGUUUUCCAUUAUGGUAAAUGGUGGGUUAGAUGGAAUAUUAUACAGUUGAAUUGUUUAACUACAAAAGAUCAUGGUCUAUCAGGUUCUUUAGAAAUACCACAUUUUGAGAUGGUGUUCAAUAUGUAUGUUGGUGCCAUUAAUAGCAAUGUAAUUUGAAGACAUGCACAUGUACUACAGAUCUAGAUUUUGACAAACUCUACUCGCAAAUCUAUAUUUUCAUAGUUAUUAUUGAAAAUGUUCACCACCCCUGUAAUAAUAUGUACAAGCCCUUGACGCUAGUAUGAAUUGUGAAAACCCCUCUAAUAUUGAGAUACAGAGACAGUUAAGUGGAGUAGAUAUGAAUUGUGUAAACCUCUCUAAUAUUGAGAUACAGAGGCUGUAAUAGUGGAGUAGAUAUGAAUUGUGUAAACCCCUCUAAUAUUGAGAUACAGAGACAGUAAUAGUUGAGCUUUUUUCUUGUUAGUGCCUUAUAAUAGAAAAUUUUGUAAUUGUAGAUUGUUGAAAUUAGAUCUCAAUGAAGAUUUCAGCACUGUACAUGCCAGUUCUCACAAAUAGAUAUUAGAAUACUGUUGAAAAUGACAUUUUCACAUUUUGACAUCAAAUCUACGUAUUGAAGAUUUAGUCUGUACAUUGUGUUAAGUAUUCAUUCUGAUUAUAUCAAUCAUGUGAUUCGAAUGAGAUCUAUCCAUUCUAAUCAGUACUUUCACCAAAUAUCUAAGUACUGUAUCAUUCUUACAUGUUCUUCUAUCAUUGUCUAAUAUCAUCAGUAUAAUUCUUUUUUUACCAUCAUAAAAUUCUCAUUAAAUGUAUUACACCAUAAUGUCAUGUAUCAAUUUCACCAAAACAAGACAAUCAGCAUUGAUAGUUAAUAUGACCAUAUUGAAACUUCACUCACUACUAAGCAAUAAUAAAUAGUGUUCAUUGAUAGAUGUUUGUGUAUUGGUGUGUUAAUAUUGAAGCUUUUCAUAGAAGGUGAUAUAUCUAUGAUGUUUACUUCAUUAUUGUGUUUGUUAAGGAAAAGGCAGUAUUGACUUUUUCUUGCUUGAUUAUUUGUAUGGUCACUGUAAUAUGAUACAGGGAAGAAGAUUAAUACCUACCUGCAUGGUAUGUGUGAUAUAUAUAAUAUGUAUUUAUUACAUACUAUGUUGUACCACAGUCAGGUUUUAUAAUAGUGCAAAUAUUCACUUGCUUGCCAAUUCAGAAUAGAUAUUAGUGUUCUUAAAUUCAAAGAAAUUUAAAAUCAGUUUUUGAAAAAUCAUCUAAUCCAUUUAUCUGCUUAUGACAUGAAAAUCAUUUAAUUUUCUUCCUUUUUUAGAAGUACAUGUACAUGCAUACAUAUUUAAUAUGGAUAUAAUUGUUUAAACUAUUUCACUGCAUGUCUUAGCUGUCAUCUUUUAAGGUAAAAGGGAUGCUUCACACAUCAGAUUUCGGGGUGAAUUUGUUUGUGUGUAUAGGCAUCAGUUACUAAAUGGUUCAUUAGAAUAUAGCUGACCAAAGUUUUAGAUUUGCUUACUAAACCUCUCCUCUACUGCCAGUCUUUUUGCUGCAUUGAAAUUCAACUGACGGUUUUACCACCAAACAGCUGAUUGAUAUUAGUAUAGAUAUAUGUUUUUUAUGUUAAUGUUGCCCAUGUAAAAUGGGUCUUUAUAUUUAUAAUUCACUAUUGAAAUAAAACACUUAAAACUGAU